UUCCCUUCCGCCCGUCACCUUCCCCCUGCGCAUCCUCAUGUGCUCUGCUGUGCCCCUCACGUCCGACUUUCCCCCCUCAACCCCAUCCUGCUUGGCAUUCCAUACCUAGAAACAGAGCAUAUAGCACUCGCCGCAUCCCACUACCAGCCGUACUAGACCUGCUGAUUUCACCUCUAGCACUUCCCCGUGAAAGUGGGAUUUUCAAGAUCCAGGCAAUCUGUCACGUCGCAGCUAUGCGGGGAAUGUUGCUCGCGUUCGCUCUUGUGGCCGUCAUGGCAGCCGUGCAGGUGGCUGCAUCUCCGGCGGUCCUAUUUUUGGAUGAAGCUCAAGGUUCUUACUUCAAGCGCGUUUCUGGCUCUGCAGGGUCGUUGGCUCUGUCACCGACUGCUGCAGUCGCAGCCACAGCCGCCUUGCUUGGUGUAUCAGUUCCUCUGAACACGGAUGCCGCGACUUCCUCUCAGCUGAACUCGUUGCUGAUUCCUGAUCCCUUCAAUCGCCCCCGAUCGGUUUUGCACCUCACACUUCCGGGUGCCGAUUUCACCAUGUACAGCAAUGUUACGUCCGGCACAGUGCAAGUGGUGCAAUCGCGCGUGCUCGCAGCAACCUCCGGCAUUCCGGCUGCUUCCCUUACGGGCUACCUGGAAGCAGAGUUCGUGUCUCUCUACAGAUCUGCCAGGCCGGAGGGAUUGAUGAUGGACGUUGCUACAUGCGGCUGGAAUCACGCUGAUGCCGACGCCGCGGUUGAGAGCAUGGCUGCGUCUUCUCCGUGUGACGACCUCUGCCUCGACUUCCUGAUGUCUCCGGGGUCAGUUGGGGAUGAGGCUUCGCAGCAACUACGCCGUGUCAUGAACUCUGCUUUCGAUCCUUCCAAGGAUGCUGAUUCAAACUUCCUGGCGAAUCUGGCUUGUGUUGUGAGGGCCAUUCGUUCUGCCAGCUACAAUUCGGCAGAGUUAGCCACCCAGCCGCACUUGCUGGUUGCAUCUCUUGCGGGGUUCCAGGAGAAGCAGGACCCACACACUGCAUCUGCACGCCUCUCCUUCGUCCUUGCUACUAUUUCUGCCCACAUGUCUUCUCUCCGCUUACUGAGCAAGGGAUCACUGGUGGCAGAAGUUGUACUGCCAGGGGCCUCUUCAGAGCAGGCAGCGCCACAUAUGUUGCUGCAGCAGAUUGUGUCAUCUGCAGGUCAGCGUCCAGGAGCUCGCCAGCUGCGUGGUGUGGUGGCUGCCUCCCAGGUCGCUCAGGCACAGGGUCUGGAGACACCUGCUGACGUCCUCUCAACUGCCAUCCUCGUUGCAACUGUCAUUCUUCUGAUUGUUUCACUGGUUCUAGCUACUGCCUACCUCUUCAACAUGCCUCCGACCCGUGACACCCUCUUGUACUCGGGUGGGCCGAAGAUUGAUUGAUUUUACCAGCUGGGCAUAUCAUAAUAUGCAUGGGGUAGUGGUGCAGCACAUUUGGUUGGAAUAGACAGCGUUGCCAACAGCUACACUUGGUCUACCUUAUGUGACUAGAUGGAUCUAGACACGUGCUUGAUGGGAUUAGAGGGAAUGAGUAUUGCAGAGAAACAACAUACGGUAUGGAUAAUAAUAGGAGGAACUUCAUCCAUAUAACACAGCAC
This is a messenger RNA of Closterium sp. NIES-67, 1618 nucleotides long. Lineage: Eukaryota; Viridiplantae; Streptophyta; Zygnematophyceae; Desmidiales; Closteriaceae. The record is from the annotation of a GenBank genome assembly.